AUUUCGGCUUCAGAUUUGGGUAGUAGGGGCAGCGUGCCCGGUGUCGUGCAACCAUGGUGAAGACAACUUCCUUGACGAAAUCGGAGCUGGUGGAUGUCUUGGGUAGUGCCAAGACCAGCAAGGAGCGCAAUCGUGCGGUGAAGCUCUUGAAACAAUUUGAUCCAGUCCCGCAGUUCCAGUUUGAUGAUGAGGGCCUCAAGUCCAAGAUGAGGCCGAAAAAGUAUGACUAUUUGCUGGGCUACAUGUGCUUCAGAUGCGAUAAGGUGAAGCAGUCCAACUACAAGGUGAUUUGGAGCACAUCUAAGGGCAACAAGAUCAUCUGCCACCCGUGCUAUGCCCAGCUGGCCGAGCGUGAGGACGUGGCGCAGAUGCGUGCAGCGAAUCAGAAGGCUGGCAUCAUCCCCAAGGGCUUCGGUUUGGGUUUGACAGGUGUUGUGCCAGAACAAGGUCCGAGGUCUUAACCAGGUCUGGCGAAGUGAAAAAGCAGGCCUUGGGAAUCGCCGCAGACGACAGUAUCAUAUGCUAGCCGUGAG
Cladocopium goreaui is the source of this 533-nucleotide messenger RNA. The record is from the annotation of a GenBank genome assembly. Lineage: Eukaryota; Dinophyceae; Suessiales; Symbiodiniaceae.